CCGAACUGGUUUCUUUUUAGAGCUGAAGGUUGCUCUGUGAUGUAGUGCUGUAAAGUUGUACACACUUCUCAUGGGAGAGCUGCGGCCCGCUGCCAAAGUUACAUAGUGCAGCGAACAGGCAACCGGAGGCGCUCUGUGGACAUGAGCGAGAUGCUUUUCUCCCUAUUAAAAGUUAUUGUACUUUUAGAUCAACUUUCAAACAAUUGUUUAAAGCUGAAAGAUUACAUAUUGUUGCUUUAAAUUCUCCCUUCUUUUUUUUUUUUUUACUUUCCUUACAUUUCUUUGACGUAAGAAAAGAAUAGGAUUUACAAAACUAUUGGCCACUUCCCAAUAACAUGCAGUUAAAUAUAACAAUAUAACAACAUAAUCUAUCUAUAGAAAAAAAUAAUGUUUUCCAAGUGCUGCAUGUAGCCAGCAACAUCACUCAGUUGUAGCCUUGUGUUUGCAUUCUUUAUAAUGCAGCUUAUUUGUGUCAUGAUGUACAAAUGAGAUCUCGCACCUGAAAGCUCAUGGGUACGAUUAUCACCAAGACACUGAACGCAACGCAGGCAUUACGCGCAGAGCGGGCACUGAUUACGCGGCUCGGUCUCUGAUUACGCGGCUCGGUCUCCUUGGCAACCGAAGUAAAGAGAGCAGCCUGCUGGACGGUGGAUCCCGAAGAAGAAAGUUUGUUUUUUUGUGUCAUGGCAGGGCACGCAGGUGUAAUUAUCUAACAGGUCUCUCCUGGUAAAGAGGUUCUUAAUCUCAAUGGGACAAACCUGCUUUAAUCAAGUCAUAGCCAUGUCCGGCGGUAGCAAGGCAAAGAAGGGGGAUUUUGGAGGCGACAUCCACAGACUGCUGCAGGCUGCUGAAGCUGGUCAGAAGGCGGAUAUCCUGACCUACUCCUCAGGUCACCUGGGGCCUCGUAGCCUGAACCAGAGCCUGCCCCAGAGGGAGGUGAAGAAGUCCUUUUGGAGGGCAUCUCAGGGCCAGGAUGAUCCUCUAGGCCCUCUGACACACCGGCAGAAACAGAUUUAUCCACUGGCCGACAUAAAGAGGAAAGAAGUCAAAGAAGACCCUCCCUCUAAGUUCUCCACUUGCAGAGCCUUAGUGCAGUGUGAGGUCUCAAGGUCAAGAGAGGAUCCAAUGACUGAUUGUUCAUCACAUGCUGACAAAAGAGAGGACGAUAUAAGCCUACCUGAGAUUGUUUGUAUGCCCUCAAACUCCUUGCCUGUGCAGGUGAGAGCCCAUCCCGAGAAAAGGUCAGACUCUCCUCCUGAUCCGGCGGGGAAACUGCAAUCGAGCGCAAGCCUCUCUGACCAGGAGGGCCUGAAGGAUGUGGGACAGGGAGGGCCGAAACAACUCUUAGGCAGGCAAGUCAUCACAAAGCAGCAGGAGCUCUGGGCUGGAAUAAAUGUUGCUGAAACACAUGAGAGGAAACUAAAAAGGGAGCUGAAGAAGCUGUCAGUGCACAGCCGGCCCAGCAGAGACCGCCUCGCCGUGUUCAGUGACGUCUUUGAUGAUGUCUGUGACGGCUCGCCAGUAUUUGGACGCAUCCUGAGGGAAAUUAAGACGGAGUAUGAUUUGUAUGUCAACCACCUGAUGGCUUCCCAAACACCUGACAUGUCAAUCAAAACAUCACUUAAAGAUUUCAGCGAUGGCAGAGUAAGAGGGAUGGAGCUGGAAGACGCUGAAGAGGAGGUCUGCAGGCUCGAACAGGAGGUCGGAGGAGCUCUAGAGGACAAUCAGCGAGUUCAAAAUGAAUUAGAGAUUGUUCAAGCUAAAAAAUGCCCAGAGGACAGUGACAUGACGGAUCUAGCUUCGUCAAAGCUGGGGGAAAGAGGGACGACCAUCGACAGCGUCCAAUCCAAGAGGCUUCAGGUGUUGAACAUGUGGAGGGAGGUCCAACAGCUGGAGGAGGAGAUGAAGGAGAAACUGGUACCGGCUGCUACAACCACGAGCACACAAAGAUGUAUCAAAGAUAAAAAGACUGAGAUAAUGAGACUGAUAGCCUCAAAUCACCGUCUGAAGGCCGCCAACAAGGAUCUGGAGAACGACAUCGACAUGCUGCUGGGCAGAGAGAAAGCGAGCAAGGCCUGCAGACGGAUGUUGUGGCAAGAUAUCCACUGUGAUCUACAAACAGACUGAAAACCUUCAUCAGCAAGUGAACCUCAGGAUGAACUCUUGAGAUUAAAAAAUCAUCUUUAAACCCGCCUACUGCGUUAUCGUAACACAUCUAAAAAGUAUCUGUAUUAGAAAUAACACAUUAGAUC
Messenger RNA from Labrus mixtus (cuckoo wrasse), 2252 nucleotides. RefSeq lists its product as uncharacterized. NCBI's taxonomy places the organism in Eukaryota, Metazoa, Chordata, Actinopteri, Labriformes, Labridae. The transcript has 11 exons. Bases 748 to 2127 code for a protein of 459 amino acids. The record is from RefSeq and is a predicted model, not a curated record.